CAAGAAGUGAAGAGGAGUUUGAGAGAGUUUUGAGCUUGAGCAGACAGCUUUUUGAGAAAAAUGGUGUAAAGCAGCAAGGCAUGGCUAUGUCAGAACAGUGAUUUAGAUAUCAAAACCAUCAGAGGAACUGAAGAUAUUGGAUUCAGAUGAGACACGAAAGCAGCUGUGCGCAUUAUAUUUCACAAAUGCAGAGGAGCCAUUGAAGUUUCUAAUACAAAGUCAGCAUGGAUGAAGAGAUUGUGAUAUUACAUUUCAAUGAUGUCUACAAUAUACAGUCCAGGACAGCCGAGCCGGUGGGUGGUGCGGCCAGAAUGGUCAGUCUGUUUAAAAGUCUUAGACAUCUGGACCCUCUGGUUGUAUUCAGCGGAGACUGUCUUAACCCUUCCUUGAUGAGCAGUGUUACUGAAGGCAAGCAAAUGAUCCCAGUUCUCAAGGCACUGAAUGUUGACUGUGCUGUGUACGGUAACCACGAUUUUGACUUUGGUAUAGAUGAUCUGGAGGAGGUAGCUGCAGAGACAGGUUUUCCAUGGUUGAUAAGUAAUGUGGUGGAUAAUUUCACAGAGAAACCUCUGGCCAGUGGACUUGUUACACAUGUGAUAGAACAUAAAGGGAAAAAGCUGGGUUUCCUGGGUCUAGUAGAGGAGGAGUGGUUGGCGACACUGGCCACUCUGGACAAAGAUGACCUGACAUACACAGACUAUGUGGACGCUGGACGCCAGCUGGCCACUGACCUCAGAGACCAAGGGGUGGACAUUGUCAUUGCACUGACCCAUAUGAGGUGGCCCAACGAUAUACGCCUGGCUGAGAAUGUAGACGAGAUUGAUCUGAUUCUAGGUGGCCAUGACCACGACUUUGGGGUGCAGCAGAUCAAUGGCAAAUAUGUCAUUAAAAGUGGCACAGACUUCCGCCAGGCAGGUAAAGUAACUCUCCAUCUGGGAGAUCACCUGGAUGUCAGGGUGGAGGAAUUAACUGUGGACUCCAGUAUUGAAGAGGACCAAGAGAUGAAGGAAGUGGUGGAUGAAUUUGUAGCUCGUCUGGACAAAGAGAUGGACAUGGUACUGGGCCACAUCAAGGUACCCUUAGAUGGACGGUUCUCCAGUGUCAGGACACGAGAAUCUAAUUUAGGUAACUUUGUGGCUGACAUCAUGUUAACAGUGACAGACGCCCACGUAGCUCUGAUCAACUCUGGCACAUUCCGCUCUGAUGUGCUGCACCCUGCUGGAGAGUUCACGGUGCGAGAUCUCGUCAGCAUUCUUCCCCUCAAUGACCCUCUGGUGGUGCUUAAAGUUACAGGUCGUCAGCUGAUCGAGGCCCUAGAAAACGGGGUGUCCCAGUACCCCAAGCUGGAGGGGCGUUUCCCGCAGGUGGGCGGGGUCAGGUUUGCCUUUGACCCCAGGAAGCCAGCUGGUCAGAGGGUGGACUGGACACUGGUCAAGGUGCAGGAGGAACCCCUGGAACUGGACAAGGAUUACAGAGUUUGUGUAAAAGUGUACCUUUCUCAGGGCAAAGAUGGUUUUGAUGUCUUCAAAGAUUGCCCCAUGCUGGCAGAUGAUGAGGGUCCAGUUCUUGCCACAGCAGUCCAGAACUACUUCACGUCAGUACAGGUGGUGGAGGGCAAGAAACCCUGUAAGUCCAUCCACAGGGCCAGCCUCUUCAGUGUUAUCAAGAGAAAAAGCAUCUCUGUGGACAUGUCUCACUUCCCAGAACACGACACACCCGCCAACGUCAUACGCCAGCUGUCGCGACAGGACAGCCUGGAUGACCACUCCCCCGUGGUCAACGUCGCCACCAUCAGCUCCAAACCACGCGCACACCCAUCACGUGCAUCUUUGGUGCGACAGGCCAGUAUUCACGACUCCAUCGGUAUCCGUUCCCAGAUCUCACUGGUCCGCCAGGCCAGUAUACAAGAGAUGGAGCUGGAACAUUUAGAGGAGUUUCUGGCUCCCAAAGUGGAAGGGAGGAUCAUCUUAAUUAACAGUGAUGAGCACUAUCAGGCAUUACUAAGAGAGUGUCAUUCUCACGCCAAUCUACCACACACCGUCCACAGAGCGAGUACGCCCAUCCCUGAAGACUCUGAAGAAUCCUUAGAACCAGAGGAAAAUAAUAACGUGGAGACAUAAUGACUGCAAUAUGCUCAGACUUAACCCAGUCAGUGGCCAUAUUAAAUUAUGGAUGUUCUUCAUUGUUAUUAUGGAUUUAUUCAUGCUGGCUUUAGAAAGCAAUCCAAAAACUGAUAAUACAUAUAGUCAAACAUUUCUUGGCAAUUUUGUUUGCCAAAAAAUUGUCAAAAAAAAUUAAUUUGAUAGCAAAUGUAUAAUCUUAUGUUUAGAAGGCCAACUUUUCAUUAGUAUAAUUCAAAUACUCUUUCUCAAUAUUCCCAUUUAUUGCUGUGAUGCAAGACAUGUCCAAUAUCGAGAGCAUGCACUCAUUUUACUCAUUUAUGGCAUUCUUUAUCAGCAAAACAAAGGUUUUUUUUUUUUUUUUUUUUUUUACAACUCCCUUCCAGUAGCUGUAUCAUGUCGUUUUCUUACAUUUAUUUUUUUUCAUUGGUGGCAUAAUUUGCUCCCAAAAUUAUUUACUAUCAUUUCCUAACCAUCUAUUCACAUCUAUUCACUUUAUUAUUAAUUUAUUUUUCCUUCAUAUGUAAAUCGAGGCUUAUUUUUUAUUUA
Molecule: messenger RNA, 2669 nt
Organism: Lingula anatina
Lineage: Eukaryota; Metazoa; Brachiopoda; Lingulata; Lingulida; Lingulidae
Biological process (GO): nucleotide catabolic process
Molecular function (GO): hydrolase activity
Source: RefSeq, a predicted model, not a curated record